AUGAUGCCAGCACUACUGGGCGGUGGCCCUGUCUUGGGCAUGGUUCCCACAACCUAUCACACAGAUACCUUCCUCGACGACUUGUCAAGACAGAUGGCUCUCUCACAGGCGUCAAGAAGGCCCUCGAAGGGGUCUAAUGGACAACGGACCGGAACCGCUAUGCGUGUAAUCAAGCCGAGCAGUGCCAACAACAGCCCGAGGUCGUCAUCUGCAAUGCAGUCACGUAGAAGGACUUUGAUGAACGAUGGGAACCUGGCGAGGCGGAGGCAACAGGCCAUGGAUCACGUCCAGAUGCCCGACUACAAUGCUCAAUCUCGACCAAGUCGUCCCCUGAGCUGGCACCCGUCCACUUUUGAACAACAUCAUCACAAGUUGCCUGUCCAGCAGCACUUGGCACAAUAUCCGUUCCCUCCUACCACAUCAUACCACGACUCUGACAGCUACCCCGCCUACCAACAAUUCCCGCCCACGCCUGCCGCCUACUCCUGCAACACAUCACCAACUGCCUCUUUCUCUCCUCUUGCCCUUCCCUUCGGCGCCUACGAUGGGUCUGGCUACCUUCCCGUUGAGGGCUGGGUCAUCCCUCAACAGGUUGAACCUGCUUAUGUCUCCUCGUCAAAGACUACUGGGUACUCUGAGCCAUUCCCUGCCUUGCCCACUACUCUGCCGGAUCUCACCCCAUCGUCGACGUCCACCUCAUGGAACUCAUACCCCAUGAAUGACUUUACCAGCACCUCACCGCCCACACCAGAGACUUUGCCACAAGCUCAGCAGGCCCAGCCCAUCGUCUCCAACGAGGACGCUAUCCCCUAUCAGCCUCUGGAUGAGCCUGAGGAAGAGGGCGAGAUCCUCAUCGGCAUGGGUCUAUACGAUGCUCCAGACAAGUACGAUAACGACCCUCAACUGGACGCCUCGCGCUCUGCCAUGUCCUCGCUGCUCGGUGCCUCUUUCCGUCCAAUGGAAGGCACAGGCAAGGGCUUGAAGCUGGAGGAGUCUUGGCAGCCCCCUGAGGAGAGCGACGACGAAGACGCUGACCAGGAGGAUGCCGAUGGCGAGGAUCAAGAUUAA
This is a messenger RNA of Colletotrichum truncatum, 1068 nucleotides long. RefSeq lists its product as uncharacterized. Lineage: Eukaryota; Fungi; Ascomycota; Sordariomycetes; Glomerellales; Glomerellaceae. The record is from RefSeq and is a predicted model, not a curated record.